Molecule: messenger RNA, 3323 nt
Organism: Euleptes europaea (tarantolino)
Lineage: Eukaryota; Metazoa; Chordata; Lepidosauria; Squamata; Sphaerodactylidae
Gene: BCAN
Product: brevican
Exons: 13
Coding region: 3-3299 (1098 amino acids)
Biological process (GO): cell adhesion
Molecular function (GO): hyaluronic acid binding
Source: RefSeq, a predicted model, not a curated record
GAAUGGCUUACAUCCUGUUGAUAUUCUCUGCAUUUGCCCAGGUUGUUUCCGUGAGCGCAUCCCCCAUCUUCAGAGAAAGCACAGAUACCUCCAAAGCGCUGCGAGUCUCCAUUCCCAGACAUCCACCGGUACGAGCUGUGCUCUCUGGCAGCCUCACCAUCCCUUGCCAUGUUACCUAUCUGCGCCCCCUGCCCACUUCCGGAACUGCAGGGCGCCAGUCUGUCCAGGGGGCGCCUCGUGUGAAAUGGUCCUUCAUCACAGAAGGGAAGGAGGCUGAAAUCCUGGUCGCUCGGGGCCUAAAAGUGAAGGUAAACGAAGCUUACCACGACCGAGUCACCCUUCCCUUCUAUCCGGGUUCGCCGACAGAUGCCACCUUGCUCUUGAGUGAACUGCGAUCCAACGAUUCCGGGGUAUACCGCUGCGAUGUGCAACAUGGGAUUGAGGAUGGCCAUGACCUUCUGGAAGUGAAGGUGAAAGGAGUUGUGUUUCUUUACCGGGAAGGCUCUUCCCGCUACACAUAUACCUUUGCCAAGGCACAGGAAGCCUGUGCCAGGAUAGAUGCUGAGAUUGCAACCCCGGAACAGCUGUAUGCUGCCUACCUCAGUGGUUAUGAACAGUGCGAUGCAGGCUGGAUUGCAGACCAAACGGUCAGAUACCCCAUACACACCCCUCGUAAAGCUUGUUAUGGGGACAUGGAUGGGUUCCCUGGAGUUCGUAACUAUGGUGUCGUGGACCCAGAAGAUAUGUACGAUGUAUAUUGCUACGCUGAAGAACUGUAUGGAGAGCUGUUUGUGGUGAGCUCUCAAGAGAAAUUCACUUGGGAAGAGGCCAAAGCGGAGUGUCAGUCUCGGGGAGCGGAGAUAGCAACGACGGGCCAGCUGUACGCAGCGUGGAAUGAGGGGCUGGACCACUGUAACCCUGGCUGGCUAGCAGACGGGAGUGUGCGCUACCCCAUCGCGACCCCACGGGAGAAGUGUGGGGGGAACAUGCCAGGGGUCAAGACUAUCUUCCUCUUCCGUAAUCAGACUGGAUUCCCUGAUCCCCAGAGCAAAUACGAUGUGUACUGUUUUGAAGAAGAUACAAGCCCUUUCUCUGACUCUCCUAUCUCUGAGGCAGAGGGCAGCAAGAUGAUUGUGACUGUGACAGAAAAGAUGGAAGAGCUGCAGCUGCUCAAAGCGGAGCAUGAGGUGGCAAAGGAAUCCAGAGGCGCCAUUUACUCCAUCCCUAUUUCACAGGACAUCCUUGAGGCUCCGCAUCCGAGCAGUGCCCCGGAAGAGGCAGCGCUUGCCCCUGAGGCCCCACCAGGGCCCAAGGCAGAUCCCGUUAGCUGUGAUGUAAGACCAGGCCAGAGAGACCAGGAAGGGGGAAAAGAGAGAGAUGGAAGUUGUGCAGAAAGACACCGGAAUGGUGAAGCACCUGAGCCUGGCUCAGAAGAGACCUUGAGUGUCGAAGAUGAUCAGAUGUUGGAUCCUGGCCUGCAGGUUGAAGAGGAAUCUGAGGAGGAGCAGAAUGUACCCAGUCCUUCAGAAGCCACCCCAGGGGAGGCCGAGCCAGACAUGGAAGAUGCAGUUAUUGGGCAUCGGUCUCAGGCAUCACCCAAAAUCUCUCCAGACCUCAGCAAGUCUAAGGACAAGAAGAAACCCCACAGCUUUAACAGCCCAUCAGAUCCUGUCCCAUCUCAGCAGAACGGAAGGGAAGGUACCACAGAAACAGGAUCUUUUGAUAACUUAGAUGUUCAUGAAGCAAGUAGUGGGGCGGGGUCUUCUGAUGGGGUACACAAAGUUCUAUCGUCAUCUACUUCUGAGAUUGUGGCUGAAGAAAAGAAUGUCCCUCUGGAACAGGUGGAUCGUAACAUCAGCUAUAGCGAUCUGGAAGAAUCUGGGCUUCCCCAUCAGCCUGAAAAUUCAGGGUUGCAUGAUACCUCUGCAACGAUCGCCACCCCAAAGUCAAGUCAGGAGGACAAACAGUCCCCUCCGACCCCACAAAGUGGGCUCAUUUCUGGACUUGUCAACACCCAUUCCCCCAGUCAUCCUGGUGAAUCGGGAGAUGCAGAAUUUUCAGGGGCUGUGCCUCUGGGGACAGCCAUACCUGUGGGGAUGACACCAACGGGCGACGCAUCAUUACCCAUGCCCCCUAAUACUGUGCCCCCCAGUCUGCAAGAAGACAUCGAGGAACACUCUGGAUCUGUAUGGCUUUCACCCACCAUUGCUACUUCCAGUCCUGAGGAGGGAACAGCCAGCUUUGACUUGGGACACCCAAUUGACAUCCAUCUUCCUUGGGAGGAGCACGAGACUGAGGAGACCACCGAGGCGUACGAUGUAAGUACUCAGAUAGAUCCAUCAGUGGAUGACUCUGAUGAGGAAACGGAAACCCCUGCGACAGCCACCGAGGCCACAGUGGACUUGAGGACUGAACGAGCAGAAGAAUAUAAUGUUCACGAGGAAGUGGCCACCUCACUUACAAAGGGCAUCUCCGCAGAUGUUUCUGGCUCAUCGUUUGUGGGCACUCCGCUGACGAAGCCCUCCUUGGCUACUGCCCACCCUCUGCCUGUCCUGCCCACUGAAAGCGCCAGCCUCGGAGCAGGUGUGAAUAUUUCAGGUGACUGUAUCCCAAACCCUUGUAUGAAUGGAGGCACCUGCAUGGAAGAAGGAGACCACUUUGUGUGUCUCUGCCUACCAGGAUAUGGAGGAGACGCUUGUCAGAUAGAUCUGGAGAAAUGCAAGCCCGGCUGGGACAGCUUCCAAGGCUUUUGCUACAAGCACUUCCCUACCCGGCGGAGCUGGGAAGACGCUGAGACCCAGUGCAGGAGCCACGGAGGGCACCUGGCUAAUAUCAUGACCCCUGAAGAACAGAGUUUCAUCAACGAUCAAUACAAGGAGUACCAAUGGAUCGGCCUGAAUGACCGGACAAUUGAAGGGGAUUUUCAGUGGUCGGAUGGCAGCCCUGUGCUUUAUGAGAACUGGCAUCCUGGGCAGCCCGACAGCUAUUUCCUCUCUGGAGAGAACUGUGUGGUGAUUGUGUGGCAUGACGAGGGGAAGUGGAGCGACGUGCCAUGCAACUACCACCUGUCGUACACCUGCAAAAUGGGACUGGUGUCUUGCAGCUCACCCCCAGAGGUGGCGAACUCCCAAAUAUUCGGCAAACCAAAGCAACGUUAUGAAAUCAAUUCCGUCAUCCGGUAUUCGUGCCAAGAAGGGUUCACCCAACACCACUCCCCUGUCAUCAGGUGCCAAGAGGAUGGCCGGUGGGAACAGCCACAGUUCACCUGCAUCCCAAGGAUACGCCAGUUCCAGGAAUGAAGAGCUAUCUUAGACUGUCCAUCA